Alosa sapidissima (American shad) is the source of this 3348-nucleotide messenger RNA. RefSeq names its product protein kinase cGMP-dependent 1, like (gene prkg1l). The transcript is spliced from 20 exons. Bases 864 to 2927 code for a protein of 687 amino acids. Gene Ontology annotation, molecular function: protein tyrosine kinase activity; ATP binding; cGMP-dependent protein kinase activity. The record is from RefSeq and is a predicted model, not a curated record. Lineage: Eukaryota; Metazoa; Chordata; Actinopteri; Clupeiformes; Clupeidae. Gene Ontology annotation, biological process: protein phosphorylation.
AGUGGGUCGGCAGUACGGGCCAGGAAUCCGGGCAGAGUUGUCAUAGGCAUGUGGACGCUAGGCUGUAGGGCUACGGGCCAGAAAUCCAGGUAGGGGGACAGUAAUAGGCGAUGAUAGGGUAGUCGGGAUGGGACUUCAGGUGAGAUGAGUGAGAAGAGGGCCAAGCACACGGAUGGCUGAUGACUGGUGAUGGUAUACCUCACAAGUGAGGUAAGGGGGAAGAAAGAGAGAUAGCCUAAGUAAAAUAAAAAGUAAAGUAAAAAACGUAACAUAAUGAGAUGUUGGGGCUAAAUUGGGUAGGGCCUAUGUCAUUUGUUUUUCACACCACACAUUCAGUUUUUGUUUAUUUACACAGGCUUCUGGGCUGCCCAUCAGUUUACAACCAGCCUAUUAUUGUCAGAAUACUAUGUUGUGUUAAAGCAGCCGUAUUGAGACGAUUACUUACUUUGGCAAGCAUAGUGUGCUGGUUGAAAUUGAUUUAGCUAAAUUAAUUAUUUGAGGAAUGAAUGAACGUGUUUGUGAACGCGCGCGCGCGCGCGCGCGCGUGUGUGUGUGUGAGAGAGAGAGAGAGAGAGGGAGAGGUAAAGAAGAGGGAGGGGAUGUAGCGGGCUUGUGCUUGAGAGGAUAUGAGAGGCAGACCCAGCUUUAAUAAGAUACGGAUAAAAGGAUCUCUCGGUCAGUUCCAUCGGUGUGCUUCGGAGCUCAACAUUAAGAAAACAUCGCGGCGGACAGAUGAUACUGUCUUGUUUGGAUAAUUGUAAGAAUAAAAUUCUCGUCUCGUUCGUGUGCUAUAAACUGCAUAUCUCUCGACUAUUUUAAGUCUAAUUCAGCAGGGAAACAGGUGUUACAAGUCAGCACAGGCGAUGGGCACCCUGAGAGACCUUCAGUUCGCCCUGCAGCUGAAGAUAGAGGAGCUUCGCCAGCGGGACACACUGAUCGAUGAGCUGGAACUGGAGCUGGACGCUAAGGACGACCUCAUUCGUCGCCUGCAGGGGGAGCUGGACCGCAUGCGGGUCAGUCUCGGCACCCCUGGGUCCUCCGCUGCAGGGUGCUUAGCGCUGCGUAAUUCCUCACAGAGGAUAAAGAGGAGGGCAGUGGUGGCCGAGCCGCCGAGCUGGGACGAGAAGCAACCUCCUCAGCCCACAGCGUCGAGUCACAGCAAAAGCCCGGAGUCUCAGGAACUGAUAAGGGGGACCCUGAUGGAAAAUGGCUUCACCAAACACCUGGAGCGGGGGCAGAUCCUGGCAAUAGUGGACUGCAUGUACGCCACAACAGUCAGCCAAGGCUCAUGUGUCAUUCGGGAGGGUGAGAAUGCUUCCCUUGCGUAUGUCAUAGAAGAGGGGAAGAUGGAGGUCACCAAGUCUGGCCACAAGCUGCAGAUGUUAGAAGCGGGCGCGUUGUUUGGAGAACUGGCCCUCCUUCAUAACCACACGCGCUCAACCACGGUCACAGCCGUAAUGAACUGCAAGCUGUGGGUCAUAGAUCGCCUGUCGUUCCAGUCCAUUAUGCUAAAGAGUGGCCUCCUAAGAAUCUCACAGUCGUUGGAUCUCUUACGCAGUGCGCCUUUCUUCCGGUCAUUACCAGAGGAUGCUCUGAUAAAGGCGUCUGAUGCCCUGGAGGAGUGUCAUUACGGUGAGGGCGAUUACAUCAUCCGCCACGGCUCCCCGGGAGACUCGUUCUUCAUCGUGAGCCAAGGCCAGGUGAAAGUAACAGAGAGGAGGUCUGUCAGUGAUGAACCGACGUGCCUGUCCACACUGAGCAGAGGAGACUGGUUUGGAGAGAGAGCCCUGCGAGGGGAGGAAUCAAGGAUUGUAAGCGUCAUGGCAGCCGGGGAUGUAACGUGCUUAGUGAUAGAGAGAGACUCUUUCAGAAAACUAAUGGGUAAUUUGGAAGAUGACAACAAAAUUGGACGUGACAACAAAGAGAGUAAAGCAAGGUGUGAAGAGAAGGAGGAGGUGUCUUUCCCACCUGACACCUGCCUCGGCGACCUCCAGGUGAUCUGCUGCCUCGGGGAGGGUCAGUUCAGCACCGUAGAGCUGGUGCAUUUCAAAGGUGACUUACGCCGUCAAUACACUUUGAAGAUCAUCCGAAAGCAUGCAGUACUCAGCUCUGGCCAGCAGGGGCGCCUUCAGACUGAGAGACGCAUCAUGUUGGAAGCCAAUUGCCCUUUCAUAGUCAGGUUGCACAAGACCUUCAGAGAUGCAGACUGUUUGUAUAUGUUACUGGAGGCUUGUCUGGGAGGUGAACUCUGGACCUUACUGAGAGAAAGGGGCACCUUUGAUGAUGCCACAACACAUUUCUACACCGCCUGUGUCGCGGAGGCUCUCUCAUACCUGCACAGCCGUGGCAUCGUCCACAGAGACCUGAGGCCAGAGAACAUUCACCUGGAUCAGUACGGCUACGCAAAACUGGUGGGUUUUGGUUGUGCACAGAAGAUUGGAUCAAGGAGGAAGUGCUGGACAUUCUGUGGCAGUACUGGAUAUGUGGCUCCUGAGAUGAUUCUGUGCAAAGGCCAUACAACCUCAGUUGACUACUGGGCCCUUGGCGUGUUUAUUUACGAGAUGCUCAGUGGGAGCCCUCCAUUUUCAGCUUCAGACCCAAUGAAGACCUACACAGCCAUACUUCAAGGCAUAGAUGCAGUGGAGUUCCCUAAGCCCAUCAGCAAGGCUGCUGCCAACCUUAUCAAGAGGCUUUGCAGGAACAACCCCUCCGAGAGGCUUGGAACACAGAGGAACGGGGUCAAGGAUAUCCAGAGGCACAAGUGGUUUGAUGGGUUCGACUGGGAAGCCGUUCGCAAGCGCACCAUUACGCCACCUAUCCUGCCUUGUGUUCAUCAUCCCCCAGAAUAUCGAGAGUCCAGCCUGCAUCAUGAUGACAAUGGCAACUCAUCACACACUGAACUACCAGACUGGGACAAAGAUUUUUGAUGUUUUCACAGACUCAGAGCAGACAGACAGCAAAGGAAAAGGAGUGGCCCCUUGAUGUAGGCUACUGGAUGUGACUGAGACACCUGGAAUGUUCCUGUCUCUAAUGGUUUUUGGACAUCUUUUGCAACACCUUUCUGUUUCUGUAUGAUGUCAUGGAUAUGGCCAAGAAUCAGUCCCUAAUGAUAUUUACAUAGACUCACACUCUACAUUUUCUCAAUGUUCUUUUCAGAUACUUUUAAGCUAUGUGAAGUUGGUUAGGAAUAGGAACGUUUUUUAAACAAGAUGUCACUUGUGGAAAUAGAUCAUUUAAGUUGUAGCCUACAUGCUUAAAAUACUACAUAUUAUGUAUAUAGUAUGGCUAUAUUAUUGAAGUGUCAGACAAGUGAUUUGUAAAAUAAAGCGUCAAGUAGGCCUAGGCCUA